Messenger RNA from Caenorhabditis angaria, 6085 nucleotides. The record is from the annotation of a GenBank genome assembly. Lineage: Eukaryota; Metazoa; Nematoda; Chromadorea; Rhabditida; Rhabditidae.
AUGUUGCUCCUAACAACAUUUAUCCUCAUUUCAAGUCUUAUAGCAGGUGAGAAAACAAUAAAAAACGAAAAAUUUAGAAAGAAGAGUGGAUUUUUUUUAAACUAAAAUAAAAAUUGAAUACAGUUUGGAAAGGAGAGUGAGAUCGUGAACUUUGACCCAGAAAUUAAUUUCAAACAAGCGUGGAAAUUGCAAACCCAGAAACCCCCACCCCCAUUUUUCCAGACAACAUUUCUAGUGAGCAUUUUCAGGCACAACAUCUCAGACUUGCUCAAAUGGUGGAAGCCUUGAUUCUUGCACUUGUCAAUCAUUUUUCACUGGACCCGACUGUUCAACAAUUCAAUGUAUAAAUGGCGGAUAUAAUGAUCCUGCUAACUCCAACUCGAGUUGUAUUUGUCCGCCAGGAUAUCGUGGAAUACAUUGUGAAACUGGUAACAUUCCUAAAUAUUUCCCCAAUUUUAAUCUCUAAUUCUUAGUAAAAUCAUCUCUUGCUCCAUCUGGAACUUUCUCCUCAUCAUCAAGUCUCAAUAUUAUCAAUAUCAAUUUAUUCUCGUUUUUCUGGGGAACCAAGACCUACACAAACAUAAAAAAUGCGGUUGAGGAUUUUGCGAACAACAAUGAUUUCGAUAGCAUCAACUUGAUAGAAACAUCUGGAGCUCCAGUUUUGAACGAGUUGAACGAGCCGGAUUUUACACAGAGUAAAUUUGAAAAGAAAUGUCGUUUGAAAAUAUUCAAUUUUCAGUUCAAUACAAUCCGAAGUACAACAUCGUUAAAGGAGCUUUCGAAUUGUCCGAUCCUCAAGAUUCCGGUCUUUAUUGGUCAUAUCCAGUGGAAUUGUAUCAAAGCAUCAUAGAUCUUAUCAAAGGUAUUACAGAUGUUUGUUAGAUUGGAAUUCAGAAGUUCCGAAUUUCAAGAGACUAGAGACUAGAAAGUUAAAGAGGAAUGACUUACAGAAAAUUCCAAACUAUCCUUUGUGGACCAAAGUAAAAAAAAUUCAGAAUCAUCUUUGAACAACACCGCGAUCACAAUCAUCACUCAACAUAUACCAUCAGACAAUCUUCAAGAUCUAGCCCAACAAAUGACACUGUCAUUCGGAAUUCGUUUGAAUGUUAUCUGGAUAACCGAUCCUGUCUACAGCAGCCUAACCGAUGAUCAGGUAUUGUCAAUUCAUGAUUUUUUCGAUUACAGGACUCAACAAAUAUUUUCACAGAUUGCUAACUUCAAAGCGUUCGCUGAAAGCACUGGUGGUUUUUUCGUUCAAAUACAAUCUGAUGAGAACGACGUGAACACUAAAAAUGUAAUUUUAUUCUAUUCUGAAUUUAUCUGAUCACUGUUUUUUCUAGCUUGUCUCUACUUUUCUGCAAUUACAUUCAAGCCCACAAGUUUUGCAAAUCCAAGACAUCGGAACUUGUAAAAGAGCAGUGACAAUCAACUUCAAUAAUGAUUUGAAUAAUGAUCAACCGCUGUAUUUUAUUUUGCGAGGACGUGAGUUGCAUCAUUAUAUGCUUCCAUAAAAAUAGGAGUUUUCAGAGAAUGUGAAAACUGAUGCCGCCUCACUUCGAGCAUGCGGAACAUUUUUAAAUUAUGCCACUUCAUAUGAUUCACAAUUAUCAGUGUUUCAAGUUUUGAAUCCACAAUGUUCAUCAAUCAAUAUAACAGCAAAAUAUGCUUGUUCUGCUGUUGUAUUCACCGUUUUACCAAAAACCAGUGCAUCGGCUGUCAAAUUAUAUGCAAACUUUAUCGAAGAUUCAUCAAUUGAUGCAUCUCGAUAUGCAAUCAUCGAAAAUGUUCCAUUCUACGCAGCAGUUCACAUUGAAUCGAUUUCCGGUGUUGAUGUAAACACAUCCCAAGUUUUUCCACAACAUGCUUGAUAUAUUUACAGACUCAAGUAAAUGCCAUCAACUUUGCACAAAACUCUGAUUUCGUCCCAUUAGGUGUGAAUACAAAACGAAUUUCGGCUUUCGAAUGGGUUUCAACUGCAACAGUUCAAUGCUCAUCAACAGUUUCACAAUACCUUCGAUUGAAUAUUACUGUGAAUUCGACAUCUUCAAUUAUCCGAACAAUUCCAAUCAACUGUUUAGCAAGUAAGAAAAGAGGUUUGGUUUGUACUAAAAAUAUCUAUUUUUAAAAACAGAACCUAUUGCAACAACAACGACCUCGGUGGCGCCAACAACAAUUAUUACCACAACAUCAGUUCCAACAACUGUUUUAUCAACAACAGUUGUAUCCACAUCAGUACCGUCUAGUACACUUCUUCCAACUACAGUUGAGCAAUCCUCUACAUCAACAGUGCCACCAACUACAAUAGGUGAGAAAAAACAUAUCUAAAUGACACGGUUGUACCAAGUACAAACUGGAAGUAAGGUUGUAGAACAAAAAUCCCUAUUCCCACAAAACAAUUCCUCACUACAGCUCCAUGUUCACCAACUCAAACAACACUUCCAUCAUUGUUUUUCGCCUAUUCUACAGAACUCAGUAGUGUUAUUUAUGACGUCAGUAGGAGUUAUAUUCUAUCACAAGUACCCUCAACCUCAGCAAAUGGACAGUCAUUGACAUCUGCUCGAUUAGAAUGUACAGAUUCCAUGAUUCGGAAAGAAACAAACAAAACGUUGGUUUUCCCUGCUGGUAUUCAGAAAAUUGAACAAAAAACAAAACAUUACAGUGAUUUCUCUGUCGAUCUCAACAAAUAUCGCGUUGAUUCAACAUUGGCGAAUGGCGGUCCAGAUGCUUCGAAUGUUAUUUCAAUUGUGAAAAACUAUCUUGAUCAACAGAACAAUGAGAAUACAAUCAUAAUUCUUCUACUUUCAAGACUUCCGAAAUCGUCUGAUAUUUUCACAACAGAUGAUUACGCUGAUAUGGUCAACAAAAAUAUAAAGGUAUGAUGAAAAAGUUGUCCGCCGAUUAACUUUUUCAAAAUCCCGAGCACAAAUCAAUAAAUAUUUCAGAUAUUCUCCAUCUUGAGUAUAAGUGACUUGAGUGAUCAAAGUCAAUUGGGUAGAACUGGAAGUGAGUUGAACAAAAUUGCAUCGCUCACAAAUGGACACUACGUCAUUGCAAAUGGCACAACUGCUGUCGAAUUCAACGAUUAUUCAACGGUAAUUCUUUUUCAGUUCUCCAAAAAAAAGAAACUAACAUUAAUUUUUCUUUUUUUCUUAUUCAGAUUGUCAACCUAUUCGCAAAUUUCGGUUAUUCUCAAGAUCUUUUAUACACCAGAAAUAUUGCUGCCGGUAGUGCCAGUGGUUCAUUAGGCUUUGUAAAUGUGCCAAUCAAUACUACGCUCACUGUAACGCUUUCAUUUGCCGUUCCAGAUAGUUAGUUUCUUUCUAGAAUUUAUUAAAUAUUCUUCGAGAAAGAGAAUACAUUUUUCAGAUCAAAUUACAAACAAUCCAUCAUUACUUCUAUUCGGCUUCAAAGAUAGUAAUGGAAACAUGUUAUCUUCAAAUCUGGCAUCAAAUCAAAAUUAUGUAAGUUUAAGAAAAUCAUGAUUCCUCAGGCAACCAUUUUUCAGACAAAUUCCAAUUUCUAUACUGCAAGUUUUGAUGUUUCUUCCGGUGUCAAUGAAAUAUUCUUAUUGAACAAUGCUCCAUAUGAUGCUCUUCUUCGAAUUUGGAUUAAAAAGUAACCCGUCAUCAAAGAUAAAAUCACAGAGAAUAAAUAAUUUCAGAUCAUACGACCAAACUGUGUCCUAUGCUGAUUUGACUGGCAGCAGCACAGUUUCACCAAACAAUCGAGAUGGUGCAGCUCUUCGUUUGAAAAUUGAUUCAACUGAAAACUGUUUGUCAACCGCAAGUAUAACAAUCACUGAUUGUUCAGGUAGCACAGGCACAAAGUUUGAUACUAUUCAAACAGCUAACCUAGGUAAGUUCUCAUAGAAUCAACAGAUACAAAUAUUCAGAUUUCAGAUCCUUCCAAUAGCACAUUUUCUUUUGUUCCAUAUUUCUGCGAUGUUCCAAAUACUAAAUGUAUAUCUGGCACAGAAAACAAAUUCGAUGUUCGAGUUAGUAAUCAAAGAUCCUCUCCACCCCCAUAAAAGCUGAACAUUUCAGAUCGUAGCUGAUGGCUAUUCAAUCAGCAGAUCUUUCUUCUGCUCAAGUUCGUCAACUUCAAUCAGCACAAACUGUCAAGGAAAAGAUGCAUACGGAAAUUAUCAAUGUUCCGGAGUUUCACCAUUCAAACGAGGACCAACCGGAAAAAUAACCGAUUGUUCUCGCCAUGGAACACUUUUCUAUGAUUUUAGUUCCACAUCAAGCGAUUAUUCUGCUCGUUAUGAAUGUAAUUGCGAUUCUGCAAGUGGAUUCACUGGAGCAUCUUGUGAGAUUGCAAAUUGUAAAAUACCAAACAACGAUGGAUUAUCAAUUGAAAACAUCUAUCGAACAUAUACAGUUGUGAUUGGAACUGAUGGUACUAUUCCAUAUUUCAAAUUUGCCGCAAAAAAUGCGCAAACUUAUUUCGGACUUGGGUCAAAUAUUGCAACUAUUUGGAGAUUCCAACUUUUCGCUCAAUGUUCUGACGGACAAUGUAGGUUUUCUUUAAAUAUAAUCCACCACAAUCUAUCAUAAUCACUCUAUAUUUCAGUACAAAACCUCUACUCUGGCGGAAGUUACAAUGAUUUCUCAACAGUCUUCAAAUCACCAAAUCUAUUGCUCAAAUGCAAUGUGACAUCAACAAACAUUGUUGAUUUAUCAAAUGUUUAUUCGAGUGUUGUUUCUGGACUCGGCAAAAAUGUUCGAGGAGCAAUUGUUUAUUACACCGAAAUCCCCACUUCUAUAAACGUAUCAACUUCAGCAUUAUUGUCGUUGGCACAAACAUAUCAACAACAGGUGAAUACUUUGAUGUUUUCUGGGAAAAACUAGGUGAUUUCAGUUAUUCGUUGUAAGUGUCGAUGAAACAACUCCUAUAACUUCCUUGGAUCCAUCGAUUUCCCAAGCAGCAAUUGCAACUGGUGGUUUUCUCAUUCAAUCCUAUCUUAAUCCGGAUACUGGAAAGCUUGACUUAGGUCCCCAGGUAGUUCUAAAAAAAUGUUAAUCAACAAUUUCUAAUGUUAUUCAGUUCAUGCCUGAUAUUUUGGCUUCUCCAACAUCCAUCGCAUAUGUCGCACAAAACUCAGGUGCAACCACAAGUUUCGACUUCACCCUCGAAAAUUCAGACAGUGUAGCAUAUCUCAUCACAUGGAAUAAAGGAGGAACUGUUAAACAAAGUGAGAUACCAAGAAGUAGAGAAUUACAAAUAUACAAAUUCCAGACAACAAUCAGCUAAAUGACAAAUCUUGCAAAAAUUCUGAUGACACAACGCUAUUGUGCAAGAUAACCGGCCAGGGAAAAAAUCAAAUAACAUUUACCAGUCAAGCCAAACCAUACAGUGCAAUUGUAUAUGUAACAACCGAUGUAUCACCAAAGAUUCAAAUCGUUUCAUCAACAGCUCAAGAUAUUUCCGAUUCUCUUUCGACAGAAGCAUCCGGUUUAACCAUUUUAUCAAUUUAUGUGCCAAGUGAUUAUAGUGUUAUUGCAAAUGCAAAUAAUGGCGGUUCAGCAAGGCAAGAACCAUCGAAAAUUUCAGAUUUAAAAAUAUAUGAUUUUCAGAGUUGCAAAACGAACUGGCUGUACAUUCGGAUACACAUCUUACAGUGUUUUUGCUGAUAGUAAAUAUGCACUUGGCUCCGAUUUCGCUCAAGUUACAUUCCAGAAAACUGGAAGUUCUUUGAGUUUAGCGAGAUAUUUCCCAAUCAUUACUUCGAACGACAUUGGUAAGUGAAAAUAAAAAACAAAUUUAAAAAAAGGGCUUUUGGAUUGGACCUCGAAGAAUCGGAUCACAUUUUUCAAAUGUCUGAACACUUCAAAAAUUUCGAGAGUGCAAUGCAGUUGAAACCUUUUUCUUCAUAUCUGACAAAAUGUUUUCAGUUUGUAAAAACAACGGAAGUCCAAAUAGCGACAUCGGUUCAUGCAAUUGCCCAACCGGAUUCACUGGCCCAGAUUGUUCAUUCGUCAAUUGCAACACUUCUGCCACACCGAAUAGUUGGUCAGAUGUUUGUGUUUGCAACAGUUUGUAUGAUCAAGUGUGUGCAACUCCAAUCACAACAAUGUUUUAUUAA